AUGGCACCAAAAGCCAGACUCCCGAGAAAGACCCGGAACCCUGAUUUGAUUCGUGGGGUGGGUAAGUUCUCCAGGUCCAAGAUGUACCACAAGCGCGGUCUUUGGGCCAUCAAGGCCAAAAACGGCGGCGUAUUCCCACGCCAUGACCCCAAGCCAGCGGCUGAGGUCCCAACCCAGAAACCCCCUAAGUUCUACCCUGCCGAAGACGCCAAGAAGCCUCUCGUCAACAAGCGCAAGCCCAAGCCUACCAACCUCAGAGCGAGUAUUACACCUGGCACGGUGUUGAUUAUAUUGGCUGGAAGGUUUAAGGGAAAGAGAGUUGUUUUUCUUAAGCAGCUUACAUCUGGAUUGCUUCUCGUUACUGGGCCAUUCAAAAUUAAUGGUGUUCCUUUGAGACGUGUGAAUCAGUCCUAUGUGAUUGCCACUUCCACCAAGGUUGACAUUUCUGGGGUGAAUGUAGAAAAGUUUGAUGACAAAUAUUUUGCAAAGGAAGUGGAGAAGAAGAAAAAUAAGGGGGAGGGAGAAUUUUUUGAGGCAGAGAAAGAGGAAAAGAAUGCCCUCCCCCAAGGAAGGAAAGACGAUCAGAAGAGCGUGGAUGCUUCAUUGUUAAAGUCCAUUGAGGCCGUCCCAGACUUGAAGACAUACUUAGCUGCGAGAUUCUCUCUUAAGUCAGGCAUGAAGCCUCAUGAGCUUGUCUUUUAG
Molecule: messenger RNA, 702 nt
Organism: Prunus armeniaca (apricot)
Lineage: Eukaryota; Viridiplantae; Streptophyta; Magnoliopsida; Rosales; Rosaceae
Source: the annotation of a GenBank genome assembly